Molecule: messenger RNA, 1131 nt
Organism: Diabrotica virgifera virgifera (western corn rootworm)
Lineage: Eukaryota; Metazoa; Arthropoda; Insecta; Coleoptera; Chrysomelidae
Product: leucine-rich repeat transmembrane neuronal protein 3-like
Exons: 1
Coding region: 1-1131 (376 amino acids)
Cellular component (GO): extracellular matrix
Molecular function (GO): protein binding
Source: RefSeq, a predicted model, not a curated record
AUGCGGUUCACAAACGGAAUAAUUAUAUUUUUUGUGAUAGCCACUGUCGACGAAGUACUUUCAAAAUUGUUUGACCACGCGGAUAAAGAAGGUACAGAUACCAAAGGAUGUAAUAUCGUUUAUCAAAAUCAUACCAUGAGUGAAAAUAUAUGCAGUGAUAAGUUUGACAGUGUUCAAAUAGCCAACUUCAUAAAUGAUCCCUUAAUGAAAGUCGAAUUAAUAAAAAUAUCGAAGACAGAUGCACGGCGUAUAAAAGCAGGCACAUUUCCAGCUAGUAACACAUUGCGCCAGUUAUAUUUGCCUGAGAACAACAUUUCCAUCAUCGAUGAUGACGCCUUUGACUUUAUGAGUGCAUUGACUCAUCUUUACUUAAACAACAACAAAUUGAAAAGCUUCAACGCCUACAUUAUAACUGCAGGUUUUAAUAUCAAAUACUUGGAUUUGGGAUAUAAUUCUUUCGAAGGAAUGAUGGAUACUGCGUUAUAUAAUUUGAAAAGCCUUACGUACUUAAAUCUUGACGGAAAUAAGUUUAAAAACAUCAGUAUGGGUAAGUUAAUAAAUAACGUGGAAUCUGUCAAAGAGGUAUCGAUGGCUAAGAACUUACUUACACGGAUCACGAACGAGUUCUUCGAUCCACUGAUUAAUUUAGAAGUUUUGAACUUGGCCUUCAACAAAAUCAGUUAUAUUGGUGGCGCUUUUCUCUUUAUGGAGAACCUGAAAACGCUCAUUUUAAGUCACAAUUACCUAACACGAUUCGACAAAUUCGAUAUUCCACUUAAGCGCCCAAGCCUUCUGAAAAAUCUCGCUAUUGAUUACAAUCAACUUAUGUUCCUGAGCUGGGAGGUGCUGGACGCUAUGCCCCUUUUAAGUAAAAUUGCCAUAUAUGGAAAUCAGUGGUAUUGCAUCUGCAUAUAUGACCACCGUAGAGACUUUGCGAAUCGCUUUAUAAAACCUAUAAAAGAAGUAUGCAACGUACGCGGUGGUAAUGGCGAAUAUUGUGUAGAUGCUGACACGGAGUCGUGCACUCGUUAUGACUCCGCUUUGGCCGCUUCGGCUUUAAAUUACGAUAGAGAUCAUCCUUUAGUUUAUAUACCAAAUAUCACUUAUAAUUGUGUUUUAGAUGAAUUUUAA